This is a messenger RNA of Pneumocystis murina B123, 660 nucleotides long. RefSeq lists its product as hypothetical. Gene Ontology annotation, molecular function: GTPase activator activity. The record is from RefSeq and is a predicted model, not a curated record. The coding region runs from base 19 to 660 and encodes 213 amino acids. The transcript is spliced from 5 exons. NCBI's taxonomy places the organism in Eukaryota, Fungi, Ascomycota, Pneumocystomycetes, Pneumocystales, Pneumocystaceae. Gene Ontology annotation, cellular component: nuclear pore; cytoplasm. Gene Ontology annotation, biological process: nucleocytoplasmic transport.
UGCUUUUAAGGUUUAGAAAUGGCACAAGAAUGUCCACUAACAUCAACUAAAACGCCUAAAGAAACACCUAAAAUGACAGAGUUUUCAUUUUCUUUGUCAACUUUCCAGAACUCCACUUCAACGAACUCAGAUUUAACAAAAACAACAGAAGAGACCAAAGAAGAAAAAGAAGAUGAAGGAAAGGCUACAGACGGAGGGAAGAAAGAGGAUCAAGAAUCUCCGAAGCAAGAUGAUCUACAUUUUGAACCUAUAGUUCAAUUAAAUAAAGUUGAAACAAAGACAAAUGAAGAAGAUGAAACAGUUACUUUUAAAAUGAGAGCCAAGCUUUUUCGAUUUGAUAAAGGUGAAUGGAAAGAACGUGGUACAGGAGAUGUUCGAUUUCUUACACAUAAUGAUUCUGGAAAGAUACGACUAGUAAUGCGAAGAGAUAAGACACAUAAAAUAUGUGCCAAUCAUUACAUUGAUCCAAAUAUAAAAUUAAUAUCAAAUGUUGGAAGCGAUAGAAGUUGGAUUUGGAGCGUUGUAGCUGAUAUGAGUGAUGGAGAACCGAAUGCUGAAACACUUGCAAUACGAUUUACAAAUUCUGAAAAUGCAAAUCUUUUUAAAGAGAAAUUUAUUGAAUCUCAAGAAAAGAAUAAAAAAUUCUUUACAAAAUAUUAA